Molecule: messenger RNA, 3030 nt
Organism: Cuscuta europaea
Lineage: Eukaryota; Viridiplantae; Streptophyta; Magnoliopsida; Solanales; Convolvulaceae
Source: the annotation of a GenBank genome assembly
CAUUUUCCAUCAACAUGCAUUACUCCUUAGUCGUUACACUUAACCGACACUCACUCUCAUACCCUCUCUUUGUAAUAGUGUAAUACCUUACACACACAGGUGAUAGGCCGCCCGAUAUUGGUCACGAAGGAGGUAUUCGUUCUGAUCUCGCAAAGCCGAUUGAUUCGUUCUGAUCUUGAGAAGUGAAGAAGAAAAAGGGCAAAUCUUUCACUUUAUCUGAGCUUUCGGGGAAAAGAAGAUGAGGCUGUGGAAGUCGGUGUUGUUCUCAUUAUUGUUGGUGACAGUUCUCGCCCCCAUUUUUCUCUACACCGACACUCGUCUUGCUUCCUCUUCAAGAGAUGAAUUCAUUGAAGAAGUCUCCGCAUUUACAUUGGGAGGUAAAAUCAGGCCUUUAAAUGUGCUAACCCAGGAGUCAAAUACAAUCACCAAAGAACCAUUUGGCGUAGCCUAUUCCGAAUAUCCAAUAUUAUCCCAUUCAAGAUACUUUGACAACAGGAGGAAUGAAAAUGGCCGCAAAACGAGACAACUCACUGAAGAAUUACUAGAAAACAGAAGGACCGAUGUUCAGGAAACUGAGAAUGGUGUUGUUGAUGAUGCCAUAAGACAGGUGACUGAAGAAGGGCAUAAUGCUACUCAUAACGGACAUCAAGUUUCAGUUCAAGAGGCGUCAACUGUGGAUGUUGAAAGCACUGAUAAGAUUAAUACCAUGCAACAUGACCAGAAGUCUGAUUAUUCCUCUACAACUGUGGAAAGAGCAAACGAUAAGCGAACUCUUCAAACCUCAAGUAUAAUUGAUUCUACCAAACACAUGAGUAGCAAAACUGGGAAGCAGACUGAACAAAACGAUUAUACAGAUGUUCGUGUCCACCAGCUCAGGGAUCAACUCAUCAGGGCUAGGGUAUAUCUUUCACUGUCUGCCACAAGAAGCAAUCCUCAAAUCGUAAGAGAACUCCGCCUCAGGGUGAAGGAAGUUGAGAGAGCAGUUGGAGAAGCCAGAAAAGAUUCUGAGCUACCAAGAAAUGCAAAUGACAGGAUGAAAUCCAUGGAGCAAACAUUGGCUAAAGCGAAGCAAAUUCAUGAUGACUGUACGGAUUUUGUUAAAAAGCUGCGUGCUAUGCUUCACACAACUGAAGAGCAGCUUCGAGUCCAAAAGAAGCAAGCAUUGUUUUUAACCCAACUAUCAGCCAAAACACUUCCUAAGGGUCUUCAUUGUCUUCCAUUACGUCUUUCAACGGAAUAUUUCAAGCUAAAUUCCUCUCAACGGCAUUUUCCAAAUGAAGAGAAUUUAGAAAAUGUCAAGUUUUAUCACUACGCCAUCUUCUCAGAUAACAUAUUAGCAACAGCAGUUGUUGUCAACUCAACUGUUUCCCAUACUAAGGAUCCCUCAAAGCAUGUUUUCCACAUAGUCACAGACAGGCUAAAUUUUGCUGCAAUGAGGAUGUGGUUUUUGACAAACCCACCACAGCAAGCUACAAUAGAGGUUCAGAAUGUUGAGAACUUGACAUGGUUAAAUUCAAGUUAUAGUCCAGUUCUCAAGCAAAUGGACAGUCCUUCCAUGAUUAAUUAUUACUUCAAUGCUCGUACUACAGAUAAUGAUUCAAACAUGAAGUUCAGAAAUCCUAAGUACCUUUCAAUUAUGAAUCAUCUCCGUUUUUACUUGCCAGAGAUUUUUCCUAAAUUGAACAAAGUCCUGUUCUUGGAUGAUGAUGUAGUGGUUCAAAAGGAUCUUACUCCCCUUUGGUCUCUCAAUCUUAAAGGUAAAGUUAUUGGCGUGGUUGAGACUUGUCGUGAAAGUUUUCAUCGUUUUGAUCGCUAUCUCAACUUCUCAAAUCCUCUGAUUUCCAAAAAGUUUGACCCUCGUGCUUGCGGUUGGGCAUAUGGAAUGAAUAUAUUUGAUUUAAGUGAAUGGAGGAGGAGAAAUAUCACCCAGGUGUACCAUUCAUGGCAGUCCCUGAAUAACAACAGACAAUUGUGGAAGUUAGGAACACUCCCACCUGGUUUGAUCACCUUUUGGAAUCAUACAUUUGCUCUUGAUCGAUCCUGGCAUGUCUUGGGCCUUGGCUACAAUCCCAAUGUAAGUCUCAAGGAUAUUGAAAGAGCUGCAGCCAUUCACUAUAAUGGUAACUUGAAGCCAUGGCUUGAGAUUAGCAUCCCAAAGUUCCGAAAUUACUGGUCAAGGUUUAUUGAUUACGAUCACGAUUUUUUGCGAGAGUGCAACAUUAAUUCUUUAAGCAGCAUUUGAAAUGUCUAAUGCAUAGUCUCAAUCCAAACUACUUUCUCCUAGGUCUGUGCUCCAUUUCCCUUUCACCUUGGUUCACUGCCCAAUUUUUUUACACCAGUCAAUUCUUUUUCCUCUCCCCAAUAUCUUUUGGGACUAAGGCUUGGAUGUUGUUGUAGUCAAUUCUUUAUCCUUUGUUUUUUCUAAGCGUUGGUUCUCUUUUCCUCAUAGUAAUUACUCAUCUCAGUUUUGCUUUUAGUACUUUUCUUUUACAUUGGAUCCUGGAAAAUGCUAAAAGAAAGAAAAUACCAAGUUGUUUUCUUAUAUGUUUGUUUGUAUCUUGGAGAAAAUAUGAUUUUAAGUUUAAAAUAUGUUCAGUUUUUUAUAUUUAUAAGUUUAUAUUAUCGAACUCAAAAAUAAAUUUGAACAAGUAUUAAAAUUAAAUUUGUUGAGUUUGAACUAAUAUUUUAUCUUCCUCAACAUUCUUUUUCCUUUCAAAUUUUUCAUACAGUUUUCUCCCUAUUUUCUUUCGCUACCAUUUCCAAGUUCCAAACAGACCCCAGAGAUUUACACAUUCAGCAUGUGGAGGAUUAGAAUUAGGAUGUUAAUCUGUAUUCUGUACUAGCAAAUCGUUUGUUCCUUGUGCCCACUGUUUGGGCAAGUGCACUUAGGUACUGUAAAGGAUUAAGUAGUACUGAAAAGUUGGAUUAUCUGAAUAAUCGAUUUAUGUAUAACUCAUGAAUGUUACAAUCGAUUGUUAUCUACAAAUCUACAAUUACCUUUUUUGGGUAAUGUUUGCUGAAAAGUUGUUU